CAUCAUUGUCCAAAUGAAGUGUGCAUUAUAUGACUAUGAUCCACUAUGAAAAAUGUCACCCAAUAUUUCCAUAUAAAGACUUGCUUAACCCCUCCACUUUUUCCCUUCCACACUCCCUUAUUUAUAUGCGAUUUCAACCAAAGCCCUUUUUCAUAACUGCUUCUCCCUAGCCCCAAUUGCUUCAAAAAAAUCUCACCAAGGGAAAUUAGCCACAAUGGCAACAAUAUCUCCAAUGUGGUUCAUACUUCUUGGAAUAACUUGUUUCUGUGUGACUGAUUCUUAUGGGGCGAACAUGCCUCUAAGGACUCUUUAUGGUGGCACUCAUCAAGAAGCAUUGCUUGGACUUGAGGCAUUCAAGGCCUCUAUAACUAGGCGUGACUCCAUUGCUUCAACACCACCUUCAUUCUCACCCUCUCCUAGUCCUUCUCCUCUUCCAUCACAGGAUCUCAAGAAAUCACAUGUGUACCUUGUGACAUCUUAUGGUGCAGAUCCAACAGGCAAUUCAGACAGCACUGAAGCUCUUCUUGCAGCCAUAGCAGAUGCAGCCAAAGGUCCAAGUGUAGGGUUCUUAAUGAAGGACAUCAAAGACCUUGGAGGUGCUCAGAUUAAUCUUGAGGGUGGAAAGUACAUAAUUAGCAAACCACUGCAGUUGCCACUGGCCGGGGUUGGAAACCUCAUGAUACAUGGGGGAACUAUAAGAGCCUCAUAUAAUUUUCCACCAGAUGGGCAUCUCAUAGACUUGUCCACCUCAGGAGAAAGCAACUCCUACAAUUAUGAGUACAUAACUCUCAAGGACCUCUUGCUAGACUCAAACUUCAGGGGAGGGGGCAUUUCAGUCAAAAAAACACUUAGAAUCAACAUAGAAAAUUGUUACAUCACACAUUUCAACACCACUGGAAUUUUAGUCCAAGGUGGCCAUGAAACCUACAUAAGAAACACCUUCCUUGGCCAGCACAUCACUGCUGGAGGGGACAAACAUGAAAGGGACUUCUCAGGCACUGGAAUAAGCCUUCUGGGAAAUGACAAUGCAGUAACAGAUGUUGUGAUUUUCUCUGCUGAAAUAGGAAUAAUUGUCACUGGCCAAGCCAACACUCUUUCUGGAGUACAUUGCUACAAUAAGGCCACCGGCUUCGGUGGCAAAGGGAUUUAUUUGAAGCUUCCUGGUUUGACACAAACUAGGAUUGUGAAUUGUUACAUGGAUUACACCAAUAUUGUCGCCGAAGAUCCAGUUCAGCUCCACAUCUCUAGCAGUUUCUUCCUUGGUGAUGCUGGUAUUGUGUUAAAAUCAGUCAAUGGGAUUGUAAGUGGUCUCAAUAUUGUUGAUAACAUGUUCUCCGGCUUGAAUAAAGGGGUUGAUAUAGUCAAGUUGGACCAAUCAAAUAGUCCUUUUAAUCAAAUUGAUCAAGUUUUUGUGGCUAGAAAUGUUGUGAGGGGUAUGAACUUAAAGGCCACAACUGCAAAAAUGUCUUUGCUUGGUAAUGGAACCACAUGGACUUCUGAUUUUACCAAAGUUUUGCUUUUCCCUAACCUUAUCAAACAUGUUGUGUACUCCUUAAGUGCCAAUGGCAACACCUUCCCAAAUCAUGCUCUCAGAAACGUUUCUCAGAAUCGUGUUGUGAUCGAAACGGAUGAGGCUGUGAAUGCAAAUGUUUUUGUCACAGUGGAUCAAGGUAAUGCAAGUUGAAGAAAGUUAGAACUUAGAAGGUGGUGGCCAAAAAGUUGUUGGAUCAAGAAAUUCUGAUUGAAGAGGGAAUUGUGCAUAGCCUGGUUGCGAAUUCUCUCUUUAUUUUAUUUUUUGGAUAGCAUUAAAUUUAUGAAUGUAAGCAUAGUACAAAGAUUUCAGAUUGUAUGUUUCAAGUUAUUAAAUACAUUAUACAUUAAACUGUAAAUAAAGGGAAUAAUAUUUUAUAGGAAACAAUUCUCAUUAGUUUGGGUAAAACACUUGGACCUAGUUUGAAUAAUUUGAAAAUACUUGGAAAAUAGCUUUCAUAGUUGUGUAUAACACACAAACCAACAUCAAUGUACGAUAUCUGCAGAUAAACCU
Messenger RNA from Glycine soja, 2044 nucleotides. Its product is annotated as polygalacturonase QRT3-like. The transcript is spliced from 3 exons. NCBI's taxonomy places the organism in Eukaryota, Viridiplantae, Streptophyta, Magnoliopsida, Fabales, Fabaceae. The record is from RefSeq and is a predicted model, not a curated record. Gene Ontology annotation, molecular function: polygalacturonase activity. The coding region runs from base 215 to 1684 and encodes 489 amino acids.